AUGUCCACAGGUCAGGUUACCAAACACAAGGGAGUCUUCGACAUACCGAAUGCCAACUGCCGGAACGAACUGUUGCGCAGCUACUUCCUAUUCAGCUAUCCUUUGUUGCCUCUACUGGAUAUUGGAGACUUCUUGCGUCCGAUGAUCGAAGAUGAUACGGGGGACAAGGUUAGCUUAGUGCUCUUCCAUGCUGUCAUGUGUUCUGGAGCUGCACAUGUCGACAUGCAAGUCUUGAGAGACUUGGGCUUCAAGUCGAGGAAGCUCGCCAGGAGCUCAUUCUUCGAAAGAGCACGUUUGCUGUAUGAUCUCGACUGCGAAAGGGACCGCGUUGCUCUUGUGCAAGCCUUCCUGCUGAUGACAUACUGGUAUGAUCCCCGAGAAACGCAUAAAGAUCGAAAGUUUUGGAUCCGCUCCGCCGUGACCCUUGCCCAGGACCUAGGCCUGGACCUGCAUCUCGAAUCUUGUGUCACAAAGCGACAUCGAAUGCUCAAGAGGUUGUGGUGGUGUUGUUUCAUGCGCGAUCAAUUCGUUGCGCUCAUGACUUGGACUCCGCCACAACUGGGGGCGUGGCAUCGCCAUCUACCCAUGCUUGAAGCCGACGAUUUCGAGAUGCUGGAUUUAUCUCCGGCGGUGGCCCGUAUGCUCAGAACGUGGGCUUUCGUCGAUGACCAGGGGAGCAGGGUUGAUCUCGCAACGCUCUGCAUCGAAAAGGCAAAACUCUGCGUGUGCAUAAAUGAGAUCCUGCAAGCACGGUAUUCGAGUCGCCGGUACGAAUCAGAAAGCAAGAUGAUGACGAUUCUUGUCCCACGCCAUUCUUGCGCCAAUACGUUUGAGAUCUUGGAGCUCGACCGGCAACUGCAAGAAUGGUAUCGUGGUCUGUCCGGCUCCGGAAGAUUCGACCUGCGCGACCCCGCGGAUUCUGCAUUCAUCAAGACCUCCAAUGUCAUCGCCAUGCAUCGAGCACACCUGAAACUGCUCUUCCUCUCGGCGAUGAUUGCGCUUCACAGACCCCAGAUCUCAGAAGCGGCCAACGGCCUACCGCCUACGUACCGACAGCUGUCGCAGACGAAACUACGUGACGCGGCAGAAGAGGUGGCCCACGUUGCCAUAUCGAUCAAGAACCUCGAGAUGGGAACGCAUAUGACUCCCCGGGGAGUCACCCUGCUGCUUCCAAUCAUGCUGGUCCAUCUUCAAGACGUCAUGCCGGAAACACAAAAACCGCAGAGAAGCAGGUUGGAAAAGUAUUACGACUGUAUGCACAUUCUGGACUCGAUCGGAGCCGACGGAGCCUCUGAGGAUUUGCUGCCCUCGAGACUCGAGGCUGCGUUUCUGAAGUUCAAUAUCUUGCCCUCGGCCGAGCACUCGAUUCCCGCUUCUCUCAGUGUCAGGCCGAAUGUUGACGUUUUGCCGUUGUCACGGACAAGCCUGUUUUCAUGCUUGUCACAACUCGGUGUCAUGACUUCGUCCGAGGUCGACCUACUGUCUGAUAUGAGCCUGCCUCGUGCGUGCGUGUUGGAUGAAUCGGAAUGUGAUCGUUUUCACCAUCUAAGGUCUUCUAGCUCCAUCUCCCUGUCAGGACGGAUAGCAACUGGCCAGCCGGAAACGGAGCUACACUUGCCCUCGGCCUCAUCUUGCAGAGCACCGAUGAGCCUCCCAUCUACGAAAGUCCUAGAUAUCCAGAGAACGGUGGAUCCCAGACAGGUCUAUGCUACCCCGACUCCAGCGAAUCUGUGCAGGCCGACGCAACCAAUUGGACCACCCAGCUUUCUCUCCCAUCCUGGAGAGGAAGACACCAUAAUAGAAUGCUUCUUCACUUGGAAGAUCGAGAGGACAAAGAUUCCUGUACAGAGACAGCUCGUUGAAAGAGCGUACGAAGUCGUCUUGACUCAGAUGUGGACUUUGGAUGAUUUGAGGGCCAUGGAAAAUGUCAAGUCUGACCUCUACAGACUGGCGAUGCGACAUGGCAUACCAGAUGGUCUAGCGAGGGCUUUUCGCCGGGACUUUGACGUGUUUAUGUCUCAGAGGUAA
Fonsecaea nubica is the source of this 2028-nucleotide messenger RNA. RefSeq lists its product as hypothetical. The record is from RefSeq and is a predicted model, not a curated record. The transcript has 3 exons. Gene Ontology annotation, biological process: DNA-templated transcription. Gene Ontology annotation, molecular function: DNA binding; zinc ion binding. The coding region runs from base 1 to 2028 and encodes 675 amino acids. NCBI's taxonomy places the organism in Eukaryota, Fungi, Ascomycota, Eurotiomycetes, Chaetothyriales, Herpotrichiellaceae.